Molecule: messenger RNA, 1896 nt
Organism: Lodderomyces oxycetoniae
Lineage: Eukaryota; Fungi; Ascomycota; Pichiomycetes; Serinales; Debaryomycetaceae
Exons: 2
Coding region: 1-1896 (631 amino acids)
Source: RefSeq, a predicted model, not a curated record
AUGACAAAAGAAGAUUUUACAAGCUCUGAUGAUACAAGAUCUCGAGUCGAUUUCCGCUCAAUAAUACUGGAUCUAUUCACUGUUUUUAAAAACACAGAUGAGCACAUAGUAUCUGCUAAUGUUUUGUCACCAACGUUUUUUGAGGCUAAUCACUAUGAAAUAUUAUCAUCGUUGAAAAAGAAACACAAGUCCAAUGAUAGAGACGCUGUCAGUUUGAUACAAAAGUAUAAUGCUGGAGAGUACAAUUUCAACCCUUAUCUUCUUUUCCAUGACAUCAAAGUGGUUUCCGCGAUUUUGUUGAAUAAGCAAAAACCACAAUCAAAGAGAUACAAGGAAAUUGAUUUUUUUUACAAGUUUUCUACCGAGUUGUUGUUGCGGGAAACAUUCAACCUCUCACAGUUGGCCAAUUCCACACAAGAAUUGUCUGGAAUUGAAAAUGAGCUCGAGCUACAGUUGGAGGAUGACUUUGAGAAAAUCUUUACCAAUUAUACUUUGAGCAAUGGUGAGGUCAUCACGUAUACCUUUAAAACGGAAGAGCAAGAACAACCAAGCUUGACCAAGACGUAUAAUUCUCAAGAACCAGCGGCACCAACUAAGCAGAAUGUUCAAGUAUUAUUCACUUCUACAAUCAACAAGUCUAGCUUGGACACUGCACCAACAUUAGUCAACGAUCCAUACACUGUAGCGCAAGUUGUACCAAGCAUUAAAGAUACAAAGGGAAGGUCUACACUUGAGAACUUGUCCCCAGCAACCGGAGUAUUUCCCUCGCCUUUGGAUCAGCCUACAAAUAUCUUGCACGAUUUUUUUCACCCAACGUGGUACACAGUUGCUAUGCCCACAUGGUUAACUUACAAAGCAUUGGGGUUGAAGCUGAGUAGCCUGUCUUUUGGUAAUACAAAGGGACCAAACGAACCUCCCCAAUUGAGUAUUCUCCAAGAAGCUAAAAACACGUCGUCUUCGAAUCCAGUUUGGAACUCAGGCCAUAAUUACCAAUCAUUUGCACCACUAUUUGAUACAAAGGGCUCAAUUGUUGCUGACAAAUUGAAAGGAAGUGUUUGGUUGAGCCACAUUGGGUUUAAUGAGAUUGAAAAAUUAAAGAAGCAAUAUUUGAACAGUAGUAUUCCAGCCGAAAAUGAUGAAACCAAAGUGGAAGAUUUGGACAAUAAUCAGUUUGAGCGGAAUAAUGAAAAAGUCGCCGAACACACGGCGAAGAAAGAAGGAGAGGAAGAAGAAGAAAAAGAAGAAGAAGAAGUAGUAGAGAAAAAGAAGGAAGGAGAGGAAGAAAAGGAGGAGAAAGAGGAAGAGAAAGAGGAGGAAAAGGAGGAGGAGGAGGAGGAGGAAAAGGAGGAAGAAAAGGAGGAGGAGGAGGAGGAGGAGGAGGAAGGGAAGGCACCGGGACCUACUGCUAAAAAUGGUUCUUUGGAGUAUAUAGACUUAGCAAAUUUGAUAAAGUGGAAUCCGUCUGAGGUCGAAGGAUUUGAAUUUUUGAAAUCGCAUCGUGCAGACUUGUUAUCCCCUACUAAGAUUCAAAACUUGAUAUCCAUCGACUUGAUAAAGAUGAACAAGUUACGUCAAGAAAGGUAUUUCAAUAGCGACGCUAGGAACCCACUGCCCCCAGACUAUAAAGAAGUGAAGUUAUAUGAAAGAGUACAAAAAUUGAUUACACUUGCUAUGAAAUUGUACAAACUAAACCCAAGUGAUUUCAAAACUAAGUUUAGUGAAAAGAUACCAGUUUUGAUUAGCGAAUAUAAUGGUAAUUUGCCUGGUGUGCCCCUGAAUCGUAUGAUGAAUGUAACGGGCUUGGCAAUGAAUAGCCAUCAUCUAUCCAAACCGGGAAGACUAUCCGGUUUGCGAACACCAAGUUCUCGUGGAAGAAGAGGAAGAUACCUUCACUAG